Messenger RNA from Chara braunii, 2389 nucleotides. Lineage: Eukaryota; Viridiplantae; Streptophyta; Charophyceae; Charales; Characeae. The record is from the annotation of a GenBank genome assembly.
UGCUUGAUUGUUCUACCCCUGUUCCCACUCUCCCUACCCCCCGUGUUCUGUGAUUACCGGGACUUCUCAAGUACCGCAUCGGUUCAGACUGAUGUCGACGGAACAGGACACCGGGGCACUGCCACGACGCAGUGCCAGAAUCGCAGUAUGUGCCCGCCCUGCAGUACCUCCAAGACCGAAGAAACUCAGCAGGCGGACGACUCCAGCAGCAUCAAGUACGGCAUUGACGGUACUAGACGCCACCGGAGAUCAUCCCGCAUACCUUGUCCGAGGAGCCAAUGAGCCAGCGGUUGAUUAUCGUGGGCGGCUACUGGCAUUUACGGAAGCCGUAGCUGCCGUCGAGGCCCGGAAGGAGACAGCAGAGGCAGAACGUCAGCGGCUAGCCAAUGAAGCGGCAGCCGAAGCUCAGCGAACGACUGAGACUGACGCAGHGACACGAGACAGACGGAAUGCCAGCAGCACGGAGUCCUUGAUUGCUUGUGAGCAUCAGUGGACGACGAUACUCCAAGACAUGAUCUUUAUGUCUACAGAAGCGCAGGCAGACCCGACACCGGCGGAGGCAGAGAGAAGUAACCUGGCUAACUUGCUGCUGGGCAUGAUGAGAGGUAUUAUGUGGAAUAAUACACUGCUACAAUCACAUCUGCGCACGAACGCGACGCAGCGACAAACAUACAAGAAUGAUAUGACUACGUUAACAACUGCUAUCCGCACAGAGGCAAUGCAGCAGCAUCAACAGCAUCAACUGUUGAAUUCCACUAUCACACGCGUCAACAGCAUAGAGGCUAACGCCUCAGCAGCGCCAGGCUGCACGACAGACGUGACGAAGCAACUCAACGAGCGCAUCGAUCACRUCGUCACCAUCAUCGGCGACAUAAGUACUUUCAACGGACCAGACUCGAUCAGCARCACGGUGGCCGCCAUCAAGACGGACAUCACCAAGCUACAGACGAGACCAGAAGCCGCUACAAAGACGUUCAAGAUGCCGCACUUCGACAUCAGCAAGUUCGACGAUUACAACAAGUCGGACGCCUUGUCAUGGUGGCAACGCUUCCUCACGGAAGCAUCAUGCCGCAUGGUCCCGGCGGACGACAUGUUGAAGGCACUAUAUCUGCAGCUGAUUGGAGGAGCGCAGGGAUGGAUGAACCACCUAGCGGCUACACACAAGUGCACUAUCGCCGAACUCCACACGCACAUUACGUGGAAGGAGUUCGAGCAGCUAUGGUUCACCCGGUUCAUGGUCCGCAACAUUGUGAAGGCGGCCAUGAAUGAGGUGUACACAUGCUCUCAAGGGAACAUGCCAACUCGAGACUGGACAACGAAGUGGCAAAAGAUAGUGACCACAACAGGUUUCGACUUGACGUUUCCAAAUCAACGAUCCGAGUUCUUCUCGCGAUCGUGCGCGGGAUUGCAGUCGGCACUCGGUAAUGAGUACGACUAUACCACAUUCCAGGCCAUUCUGGAUCGAGCGAACUUGGUCAUCCAAACGGACGACAAGGCCGCUAACGAGAGACAAUCCCAGCCGCACUAUGUGGCUAAGCAGACCUAUCAACGUCCGGCACAUAACAAUGCCGUGUUUUCUGAAGAAAUCGACGACCACCACGCUGCAGCAGCAUCCUCGAGUGAUGGAGGAAUUGUCGCAGCGCUCCCGCCGAAGCAYCCGAAGAGAGUUCGCAAGAACAAGGCGAUACAAGGGACAGCGGCGACGGGAGCUGGGCARCAGCCAUGGACGRCUUAUAAGAUCACCAAGGAGGUCUAUGACCUACGUCAGAAUUGUGAAACGCCUUCACCGGUGAGGGGUGGUGCCAACGAUGCAGUGGACAUCAUCCGAGAAGUUGGGCUUGAUGCUACCUCCCCGGUCGAGUGACACGAGUCGGCCAUCUUGGAUGGUCUUCGCUUGCUUUUCUCAGUGGGUGGCGGUGGUGGGGUUCUUGUUUAUAGCUGAUUCAAUUUGGCUCUUUCUAGAUCACGCGAUUGUGGAUCCAGGGUAACUAACUCCAAAAUCACCUUGCAGCACAGUAUUCAAGAUUCAGUGUUCUCAGUAUGCUGCCUUCUCCUUCAAAGCUCAGUGCUCAACCAAAAUCUAUCUUGCAUCAAGAUCGCAAAUUUAACUUCCUUGAACUAUACAGAACACUCCCUGCGUGUGUCCUGGGCUGCCUAUUAUCGGCAACCUAUAUCAACAUUGUGGACAGUAACCCUAUCCUAGCCUAAGUUGGCUUCACAGUUAACCACGGGGAGACAACCGGUCUCCCCGAAGGUCCUGGCUUAACCAAGCUACUCUUGGCACCCCAUGAUUUCCAAAACCAGGCAGUUCCUUUUGGGGCUUUUCCAGCUUUAGCCUUCCGGAACCAAUCAGACCAGAUACAUUGACGAAUCAAUGCCCUUACAACUG